AGAGGACCACGCAGACCAAAUACCAAAGAUGGAGAAGCAGGUGGUUCUGGGAAAAAACAAACCUGAGAAGAAAGUAAAGAAGAGAAAAUGGUGGCAGAGACGCCAGAAGGUAGAGAUGCAGGACGUCGAGGGUGAGAAGGGAAAUGAGGUGAUGGUAGAGAGGGAGAAUGAAGGAUUGGAGAACCAGGUAACACAUGUGGAAGAGCAGAUGGUUCUGGAGAACCAAACAGAAAAACUGGAAGAGCAGGUGGUUCUGGAGAACCAAAUACAGAACCUGGAGAAGCAGGUUGCUCAGGAGAGUCAGAUGGAUAAAUUGGAUGAGCAGGCAGUUCUAGAGGACCAGAAGCUGGUAAAGAAGAUAGUUCUGGUUAUAGAGAUAGUGAUGAAGGAGGUAGAGGUGCAGGUGGCUCCGCUGUACCCCAUGCCAAAUUUAGAGAAUAAAAUGGUCCUCAAAAACCAGGCACAAAGGCUGGAGAAGCAGGUGGUUUUGAUGGACCCCAUGGCAAAUUUAGAGAAGACAAUGGUCGUCAAAAACCAGGCACAAAGACUGAAGAUGCAGGUGGUUCUGAUGGACCCCAUGCCAAACUUAGAGGAGAAAAUGGUCCUCAAAAACCAGGCACAAAGGCUGGAGAAGCAGGUGGUUCUGAUGGACCCCAUGUCAAAUUUAGAGAAGAAAAUGGUCCUCAAAAACCAGGCACAAAGACUGAAGAUGCAGGUGGUUCUGAUGGACCCCAUGCCAAACUUAGAGGAGAAAAUGGUCCUCAAAAACCAGGCACAAACGCUGGAGAAGCAGGUGGUUCUGAUGGACCAGGUAAAGCAUGUGGAGGAACGGGUGGUUCUUCAGAACCACAUGCAAAACUUGAAGGUUCAGGCAGUUCAGACAAUCCCAAUGAAGAUGCAUGAGAAGCAGGUGGUUUGUAGAAACCAAAUGCAGAACCAGGUGGUUCUCAUGGUGGAACGGGAUCGGCUGGUAGUUAUGGGUGAUUGGAUGAACAAAAUGGUAAAGCAUCUGAGUAAGAACAUGGUUUUGAUGGUUGGGACUGAUAAACCUGAGAGGGAUCUGAUGGACCAGUCAGGGACUUUGGAGCAGGUGGGUUUACAGGACCAGAGAGAUAAUCUGGAAGCACAGAUGGUUCUGAGGAACCAAAAGAAUGAAUCAAACAAGUGGGUGGUUCUAGUCGUGGAUAGAAAGAAACUGGAUGACAUGGAUGAAGCACCUGAGCACCAGUGGACAGAAUUGCAGGAUCCAGCGGCUUUGGAGCUCCUGGAGGAGCAGAACCUGGAUAGAGGAUGCACUGAAGAUCCACUGCAGUCUGUCAUUCUGAAGAACAUCUCCAAGGUGGCUUUAAAAAAAUCGGACCUCGAGCAGCCGCAGGACUACGUCCUAGUUCCUCCCAUCGUUGAAGCCCAACCUGGAGAGUCCGGGGCUCUGAUGGAGACCGCGUGUGAAGAUGAAGGCGUGUCCGAAGUUGAGGAGAACCAACCUGAGAACCACACGCCCAGUACCGGCUACAAGAUCCUCAAAGGGUUUGUCAUCGGCGCUGCUGUCGUGUUGACGGUCAUCAUGGCUUCCCGUCGACUGCCCUCGAUCUUCAGGCUCCGAAUCUGAUCCGCAUCCGGAGAACGUGGGGCAGCGCGAAUCACCCAAUCACACGCCGGCCACCAAAAAGCAACUUUUCCAAAAGCAAAAUAAAAAUAAAUAAAAUGCA
Messenger RNA from Trichomycterus rosablanca, 1709 nucleotides. Its product is annotated as calponin homology domain-containing protein DDB_G0272472-like. Lineage: Eukaryota; Metazoa; Chordata; Actinopteri; Siluriformes; Trichomycteridae. The coding region runs from base 29 to 1609 and encodes 526 amino acids. The transcript is spliced from 3 exons. The record is from RefSeq and is a predicted model, not a curated record.